Messenger RNA from Musa acuminata subsp. malaccensis (wild Malaysian banana), 1107 nucleotides. Its product is annotated as transcription initiation factor TFIID subunit 7-like. NCBI's taxonomy places the organism in Eukaryota, Viridiplantae, Streptophyta, Magnoliopsida, Zingiberales, Musaceae. Gene Ontology annotation, cellular component: transcription factor TFIID complex. Gene Ontology annotation, molecular function: RNA polymerase II general transcription initiation factor activity. The record is from RefSeq and is a predicted model, not a curated record. Gene Ontology annotation, biological process: transcription initiation at RNA polymerase II promoter; RNA polymerase II preinitiation complex assembly.
AAGUGAUCCUGGCAAACGCCGUCCCGCUCCUAUUCCCACCACGCUCCACUUCUCCCUCCGCCCCUCCUCUCAAUUGGAUUUAAGGGGGCUUUGAAUUCCGUCGUCUUCUGCGUCUGGCUCUGUCUUGUGGGAGAGAGGAGGCGGCGGCGAGAAGGGCUGUGGUGAGUGGGAUAUUUGGUGGGCGGCCGGUUGGGUUCGAAAGUUCGGAGAGAUCAAAGCGUUGAGUCCUCCGUUCCUCUUUGGGUGUUUCUGCCUUCAGAUUCAAGAGAUUUGAGGAAUUGUCUUCCUGCUUCCAGUUUGGAUCUGUUACAACUGGAAUUAUCUGCUGAGUGGAACAUCUGUCAAAUGGAAGAACAAUUUAUUCUCCGUGUUCCCCCAUCUGUAGCAGAACGAAUUGAACGCCUUUUGAAUGAGAAUGCCUCCUCUUCUUUAGAUGGCUCACUGGAUGUAUCCUUUUCAGAGGAUGGACGAAGUGGUACAUUUAUGAUAGGCGAUGAGAGGUUUCCUGCCUCCCUCUUGGAUCUUCCCUGCAUAGUGGAAUCCUAUAAAACCUACGAUGAUAAUGUGUUGAUCAAAACAGCUGAUGUCGGCCAGAUGAUCAUGGUAAGAGACGAAGGCGAUGCUGCUGUUGAAGGGGUUGAAUACAAGCAUGGACUUACUCCUCCAAUGAGAGAUGCUCGUAGACGGCGAUUCCGGAGGGAACCUGAUCUAAAUCCGGAGGUUGUGCAACGGGUUGAGAAAGAUCUACUGAACAUUAUGUCUGGUGGGACAGUAGAAAGUUUACAUGUCGAAACAGUCGUGCCGGAGGCAGGCGGUCAGCGCAAAAAGAAUGCUCCGGUGGCUGCUCCAAAGCCAGAUGAAGUGCAUGUGAAGAGUGCUGGAGGUGAACCCGAAAGAAGUGAUUCUGAUGAUUCUUUGGAACCUGAAAGCUAGUGCAUUAGAAACAUGAUGCAUGGUUUCUGAUGUUCCAAACAUAUUGUUACCCAAACAAGGUUUUGACAUGCCAGUGCCAAAAUCCUUUUUACAUGAGACAUGCCAUUUAAGCCUUGAUAUGUGAUGCCUCUUUGCUUACAAUAAUAAUACCUGUGACAAAUCUGGUUGAAGUCA